AUGGCCUCGUGGAUUUCCUUAAGUAGCAUUCGAUGCAGCAGAUUUCCUCCAUCCCAUCCCAUCUGGCUGACUCCGCACGGUCAACAGGACUUCUCACCCUGGGGUCAUUCUGCAGUCCCCAUGGCUCCAGCUCUCAGCUUCCAUGGACACCAGUGGACUUACAACCCUGUCCGAGGGUCCUGCCUGCUCCUGCUGCUGGUCCUGUCAAAUCUGCUCCUGUGCCAAGGCAACUUAUGCCCGUCCUGCGGUCCUGAUGUGUUUGGCGUCCCUCUGAAGUUCCUUAGAACAACGUUUAGCCGUGUCUCCAGGCUGUCCCAUGACAUGCAUAAACUUUCCACAAGAAUGUACAAUGAGUUUGAAGAAAAGUAUCCCCAGAUUAAAUUAGAGUAUAUCAAUGCCACCAAUGACUGCCACACCAAUUUCCUCCAUGCUCCUGGAAAAAGAGCAAAAGCCCAACAGAUGAACAAUGAAGACCUUACUAAGUGGAUACUCAUGUUACAGUACCUCUGGACUACUCCUCUGGUUGAUCCAGGCAAUGAGAAGCAGAUUGAGAAAGACCUCACAGAUGCUAUCAAUACAAAUGCUUUAGAGAAUGCUAAAAAAUCAUUAAAACUUCAAAAAAUCUUAGAGAGGCGAUUCACCCAGAUUAUUCGUCCAGUCAGGGAGAAGGUGUCCGAGUUUCGCAUGUACUGGUCAGGAUACCGAGACCUUGUGUCCAGCGAUGAAGAUGUACGUCAUUCUGCACUUUAUAACCUGUUCAAGUGCCUGCGCAGUGAUUCACGUAAAGUUGACAUGUACAGCAAGAUCCUGGCGUGCCGAAUCAGCGAUGAGUGCUAA
Molecule: messenger RNA, 837 nt
Organism: Dama dama (fallow deer)
Lineage: Eukaryota; Metazoa; Chordata; Mammalia; Artiodactyla; Cervidae
Product: chorionic somatomammotropin hormone 2-like
Exons: 5
Coding region: 1-837 (278 amino acids)
Biological process (GO): mammary gland development; response to nutrient levels; positive regulation of lactation
Cellular component (GO): extracellular region
Molecular function (GO): prolactin receptor binding; hormone activity
Source: RefSeq, a predicted model, not a curated record